Messenger RNA from Microtus oregoni (creeping vole), 3335 nucleotides. RefSeq names its product ATP-binding cassette sub-family G member 3-like. Gene Ontology annotation, molecular function: ATP hydrolysis activity; ABC-type transporter activity; ATP binding. Bases 35 to 2035 code for a protein of 666 amino acids. The record is from RefSeq and is a predicted model, not a curated record. Gene Ontology annotation, cellular component: plasma membrane. Lineage: Eukaryota; Metazoa; Chordata; Mammalia; Rodentia; Cricetidae. The transcript has 15 exons.
CUCUUCCUUCUACAGGAAGGAAGAACCUCUGAAGAUGUCAUCCAAUAAUGACCCUGUUACAGUCCCAAUAUUAGAAAUAAAUCCUAGUGACCUUCCUGAAAUGGACACCAGUGACCUGAACUCAUUGGCUGAAGAGGCUGUGUUAAGUUUUCAUAACAUCAGCUAUCAGGAAACAGUGCAAAGUUGCUUUCUGUUUUCUAAAAAAACAAGUGUGAGAGGAAAACUAUCAAAUAUCAGUGGGAUCAUGAAACCUGGCCUCAAUGCAAUUAUGGGACCACAAGAUGGAAGCAGAUCUUUGUUAUUAGAUGUCUUAGCUGCAAGAAAAGAUCCACAUGGAUUAUCAGGAGAUAUUUUGAUAAAUGGAAAACCUCGACCUGCUAAUUUCACAUGUACUUCUGGUUAUGUGCCACAAAAUGACGUGGUGAUGCGCACGGUGACUGUGAGAGACAACAUAGAGUUCUCAGCUGCUCUUCGACUGCCAAUGACUAUGGCAAGAGAUGAAAAAAGAAGGAGAAUUAAUGAGGUCAUUGAACUUCUGCAUCUGGAUAAAGAGUCAAAUGUUAAGCCUAGAUCUAAAGAGCUCAGGAAAAGGACCAGUAUAGCAAUGGAGCUGGUCACCGAGCAUCCCAUUUUGUUCUUGGAUGAUCCCACCACUGACUUAGACUUGAGCACUACUACUGAUGUCAUCUCGGUCCUGAGAAGGAUGUCUAUGAGGGGACGGACAAUCAUCUUUUCCAUUUAUCGGCCCCAGUACUCCAUCUUCAGACUGUUUGACAGUCUCACCUUAGUGGCAUCAGGAAAUGUCAUGUUUCACGGGCCUGCACAGAAGGCUUUGGAGUACUUCAAAUCCGCAGGUUACAACUACGAUUCCCACAACGACCCCGCAGACUUCUUCCUGGAAAUCAUUAAUGGACAUCAUUUCUCUGCUCUAUUAGACACAGAGGAAGAUGGCCAUGGAUCUGAUGAACAUAAAGAGCUUUCUGAGAGACAGCACCAAGUCACAGAAGAAUUAGCCAAUAUAUAUGCCCAGUCCUCCUUAUACAGUGAAAUGAGAACUGAACUGGAUCCACUCUUGGGGGAACAGAAUGCAGGGAGGAGCUCAGCCUUGGAGGAGAUCAUGUGGGUCACCCCUUUCUGGCAUCAAUUCUGGUGGAUUAUCUGUCGAUCAUUUAAAAACAUCAAGGAUUUUCGAAGGAUGAUUAUAAUUAAGGCAUUUAUCAUAUUCAUACUGCCUGUGUAUAUGCGUAUCAUUUUACAUGUCCAAAGAAAUGACUGUUCUGAAGUCCACACCAGAGCCUACUUGCUCUUCUUGCUCACAGUCAUCCAGUGUAUUGUAAGUGUGACUGAAGGAGAGGUUCUCAUGAUUGACAGGGAUCACUUUCCACAUGAGUAUACCAGUGGAUACUACAGAGUGUCAUCGUAUUUCCUUGGGAAAUUGCUCGGUGAGCUGGUACCCAGGAGGUUAUUGCCAAGUAUUAUAUGUACUGUUAUAGUAUUCAUCAUAACAGAAGUAAACACAGAUGUGAAGGGUUUUUUCGCUAUGAUAUUUACCAUCAUGAUGUUGACUUGUUCCGCCAGUUCCCUAAUGCUGUCUCCAGGGGCAGGGCAGAUUGCAGUGGGUGUACCAACAAAAUUCCUUGUGACCAUUUACUUUGUGAUCAUGCUGUUUACCUUAGGUUUGUCAGUAUUUUUAGUAAACGGCAUACAGGGCGUCAGAUGGAUUCAGUACUUUAGCAUUCCGCAUUAUGGAUUUACAGCUUUGCUGCACAAUGAACUCCUGGGACAAAACUUCUGUCCAGAAAACAAAACAGCAGAAUUCAGUAAAUGUCAGAACAUAGUAAUAUGCACUGGAGAAGAAUACUUGGCAAUCCAGGGCAUUGACCUCUCAUCGUGGGGCUUCUGGAAAAAUCACGUGGCCUUAAGUUGUAUAACAAUUAUCCUCUUCUCACGUAACUAUGUGGAGUUACUAGCUUUUAUGAAAAUGAGACAUUUUUUAAAACGGUCUUGCACUUUCAUUGAAGUAAUAUGGCCUUAAAAAAAUUAAAACUUUACCAAUCGGUGACCAUGUCUGAGGAGCAGUAGGUAGCUCUUGAAUUUCAGGAGUUUGGCCCACCAGAAUUCAAGGCACUGAUGGGUGGAUCAUGGAUAGGCAAGGCCCCAAGGGCUUUGGCUCCAGAAUGUCUCUUGCUACUGCUGUGCCUUUACAUUUUUGCUGCUGCCAUUUUUCUCUGGUAUUUGCCAUGGUGUGAAUGAGUGUGAAGGGAUUCCCCUGUUUUUGAUGUAGUGUGAUUAUCUCAUGGAAAUACCAUGAACUACAAGGCAGUUGUACCUAUAGAUUAUAAUGAAGAUGAUUUCCUCAUAAGCUGUAUUGUGUAAUUUAAGUAAUGAUUUUACAAUAAUAGUGGUAGUUCAAAUUGAAUUUUGAUGAUCAUGGAUUUUUAUCAAAUGUAGUAAGUGAUUAUGAUAGAGGUUAGUUUAGUGCAAAAGUUAAUAUAGGUAAACAUAGGAAAUAGUAUUGUCCAAAGCCCUGAUACAGCAGGGACUGGAGAGGAUAGAAAAUAGAAACAAGGAAUUGUCAUAAAACUAAAUGUUAAUAAUUUCUCUUAAAAAACAUAUAGACUAUUGCUUAGGUUAAUAAUUAUGGAAAACAAUUGAAUCCCGGGAGUCUGCUCAAAUUCUUUUUGAUAUUGGGAAAUGUGUUCUCAGUUUUCAGUGUGCACCAUAGCUGAAAGAGAGCUGAAAAACAAUUGACUUCAUGUAACUAGAAAAGAAAGAAUGUUAUGGUUAAUUAUCAAAAUGGGACAGACUCUAAAAUAUGAAAAGUGAACCUAGUAGUCUGUUUUUCAGACAGUUAUAAAAACUACUGCCUAGGUAAGUAGUUAUGGCUGAAAGGCUCCUGAUCUACGAGAAGUCUAAAAGAUAAAUAUUUAACUGUAUGUGGGUGCUUGAGGAUAGUUUAUUUUUCACCUGUAAUACAUAGAAUGUUUAAUCAUGUAAGGGAAAUGGGAAUCAUGCUGUUUCUUACUUGUAUUCGUUGUAAUCAUUCAGUAAAAAAUAAAAUGUAACCACAUUGUGAUUUUUAUAUUGUUUAAAUAUUCUGGUGGGGUACAGAAGUUUUAAGGAAAAAAAAUAGCGAGAAAAAAACAGGAAGUGGAGGAAAAGGUAGUCAUCAGGAUGUAGAGGAGAAGGAAGUCAUUAGGAAGUAGAAGAGAAGGAAGACAUCAGGAAAGAGAAAUAAGAAAAAAAUCAGGGUAGAACAACAGAAAAGAAAAAUAUAGGGUAGAACAAGCAAGAGAAAGAAGAAUAAAAUGAAUAACUAAAUUUUGGUCCUUGUG